This is a messenger RNA of Ixodes scapularis (black-legged tick), 750 nucleotides long. RefSeq names its product (3R)-3-hydroxyacyl-CoA dehydrogenase-like. NCBI's taxonomy places the organism in Eukaryota, Metazoa, Arthropoda, Arachnida, Ixodida, Ixodidae. The record is from RefSeq and is a predicted model, not a curated record. The coding region runs from base 1 to 750 and encodes 249 amino acids. The transcript is spliced from 3 exons. Gene Ontology annotation, molecular function: oxidoreductase activity, acting on the CH-OH group of donors, NAD or NADP as acceptor.
AUGCUCCUGAGCGGACGGCUAGCAUUGGUGACGGGCGCAGGCAGUGGAAUCGGUCGUUGUGUCUGCAUGGCUCUAGCGGCGGACGGUGCCAUUGUAGUGGCGGCGGAUUUGAAUCUGGAGAACGCCACGAAGACAAUCAAUAUGCUGCCAGGAUCUGAAGUUCAUUUGGCUCUUCCCGUUGACGUGUCCGAUUCAGUUUCCGUGGCAGCUUUGUUCGACAAGAUUAAGACUCGCUGUCAAGUGCCCUUGAGCAUUGUGGUGAACAGUGCCGGCCUUUCACGCUCUGCAGAGUUUAUCAACACUAGCGAGGAACUCUUCGACACCAUGAUUGCAGUGAACUUAAAGGGCACCUUUCUUGUCAGUCAAGUGGCUGCCCGGACAAUGAUAUCAGGCAAGACGAACAAUUGCGCUAUUGUGAACAUCGGCAGCGUCGUGGCCAAGAGCGGCCUCAUAAAUAAUAGCGCCUACGUGGCGUCCAAAGCAGGCGUCACGGGCCUCACCAAGAGCAUGGCACUUGAACUUGCUUCAGCCGGAAUCCGCGUAAAUGCUGUGCUGCCGGGCCUGGUCGAAACCCCAAUGGUCAUGGACCAUACAACUGAGAAGGCACGGGCAAUGGUGGCCGCUCGCACUCCCCUGGGAAGGCUGGGAAAGCCGGAAGAAAUAGCCAACGUCGUGGCAUUUCUCUGCCGUCCAUGUAGUUCGUUAGUAACGGGUGCAAUGGUAGAAGUGUCUGGCGGUCUUCACAUGUGA